AUGGUGGCCGGUACUUAUGCAACGCGGCGAGUACAACAUUCCAUGAAAAAUGGCUUUCCAAAGGGAUCCAACGGCUUUGCAAGCCAUCGGAGAGAGUUAAACACAGAGCUGGAAGUGGAUCUCGAGGAGACACCACUGUUUAUCGCUGUUAUGACAUACUUGUCGUAUUUCUUCUUGAUAAUCUUCGGCUACAUGCGUGACUUCAUGCGCAAGUACGGAUUAGAGAAGUCCAAGUCUGUUAAGGAAACAGGAAAUCAGGGUUUUGUGCCGCUUUAUUCCGACUUUGAGAGUUUCUAUACACGAAAUCUUUACACUCGUGUGAGGGACUGUUUUAACAGACCCAUUUGUAGUGUUCCUGGCGGAGAGGUCGCGCUCGUGGAUAGAGAGUCUGAGGACUGGAACUGGACUUUCAGAUACCCAGGAACGACAACAAAGACUGUCAAUCUUGCCUCUUAUAAUUAUCUUGGGUUCGCGGAGAAUUCUGGGCCGUGUGCAGAUGCCGCUGAACAGGCUGUUCGUGAAUAUGGCAUUGCGGGCUGCAGCUCAAGACAUGAAUAUGGGACCCUUGAUAUUCAUAACGAGUUAGAAGCUCUUGUCGCCAAGUUUGUUGGUAAGCCUGCAGCUAUGGUGUUUGGUAUGGGAUUCGCCACCAACUCUGCAAACAUCCCCACCCUGGUGGGCAAGGGAGAUCUGAUUAUUAGUGAUGAGCUGAACCACACAUCGCUCAUCUUAGGAGCAAGACUGUCAGGAGCGAAGAUUAAAGUCUUCAAACAUAACGAUAUGACGAGUUUGGAGAAAAUCUUGCAUGAGUCGGUUUCUCAGGGACAGCCAAUAACUCACCGUGCGUGGAAAAAGAUUCUCAUCAUAGUUGAAGGUGUCUAUAGUAUGGAGGGCUCCCUCGCGAAGCUCCCAGGGAUUGUUGCCCUUAAAAAGAAGUACAAAGCUUACUUAUACCUAGACGAGGCUCACAGUAUUGGUGCCAUGGGCCCAAAUGGAAGAGGUGUUACUGAAUACUUUGGGGUGGACCCUGCUGAUGUUGAUAUCAUGAUGGGAACAUUUACAAAGAGUUUUGGUGCAGCCGGGGGAUACAUUGCUGCGUCACAGGAAAUAAUAGAUCAUAUCAAAGGAAGUUCCCAUAGUGCAGCGUACGCCUCUUUCAUGUCGCCUCCAGUAGUCAUGCAAAUAAUAUCUUCAAUAAAGAUAAUCAUGGGCGAGGACGGAACAAGUAAAGGAAAGCAGAGGCUUACCAGAUUGGCACAGAAUUGCAAGUACUUCCGACAAAAGCUGAAAAAGAUGGGCUAUAUAGUAUACGGCCAUGAUGCCUCAGCAGUAGUACCCAUUCUUCUUUACAUGCCGGCAAAAACGGUUGCCUUUUCGCGUGAAAUGCUCAAAAGAGGUGUGGCUGUGGUCAUUGUAGGGUUCCCUGCCACUUCACUGAUUGAAGCGAGAGCAAGGAUUUGUCUGUCUGCGUCACACACCAGGGAAAUGCUUGAUAAGGCUUUGAACGCCAUUGACGAGGUUGGGGAUAUACUUAGGGUCAAGUAUUCAAGGCGAAAGAAAAAUGCUGAAUCGUGAGAACAGAAGGAAGCAACUCUUGGGCAGCGAAAGAAUUAUAAUUUUUGCUUUCGGACAAAUAAAUGCUUUUAACUUCCAAAUAGUUAUGUAAAGUAGGAAUAAUAAUUGUAGUCUUCAUUUCAACAAAUGCCUCUUUUUAUGGGAUCAGUCAUUAUUUUACGGCUGGGGAGGAUCAGUUUGAAAUGUUUUACUUAGGAAUUAAUGGGACAUUGGAUCUGAUUAUUAAGGUAUUAUUUUUGCCUUAGCUUUCAGCUAAGAUUUAAGGGGAUCAUUCUCUCUAAUUUAUGAAGGAACCUAGUCCUCGAUAGCUCCCAACGUAAAUAGGACACAGUUUAUGACGUCCUCAAAGGACGUAACCUAUACGGGCCCCAUUUAGCACAUACUCGUUAUAGUUAAGUAACCAGAGUCUAGUCCCAGGGCCCCUUAUUCGCCAUCCUAAAAUUUGAGGGUAGAAGCGCCCUGGAACGAGGUUGGUAAAAACCAAUAGAACGAUGAUAAAGCCUGAGUAUAGUUCUGUAGGUUGGUAGGAGAAAGUAAUUUUAAUUUACCCACAUUUUCUAGAAUUAAAAGCAUCUCAAAAUAUACGUUGGAUCCAGAAUUGCAAGGAACUGUUUUUGUUAUGACACAACAUGGUUUGGUUUUCAAAGAAUUGUUUGACGAUGUAAUUCAAAGGGGGAAAAAACAUUGAAAUACCAACCAUUUUAAAUGGUUAAAGUUAGGUGUCGUAUUUUUUCAAGCUCUAUAGUUGGCAUAAAACUCGCGAGACUGUUUAGUUUGAAAUUAAGAAAAGGGAAGCUGAUUGAGUCACGUUGACUAAAAAUUUGUAUAGCCUAGUUUAGCUCAGUUAUACAAAUUUUCGUUUACGGUUUUUUAACCAUCAGAGUUUAAAGCUUGACAA
This is a messenger RNA of Pocillopora verrucosa, 2473 nucleotides long. RefSeq names its product serine palmitoyltransferase 2-like. Gene Ontology annotation, cellular component: serine palmitoyltransferase complex. The record is from RefSeq and is a predicted model, not a curated record. Gene Ontology annotation, molecular function: pyridoxal phosphate binding; serine C-palmitoyltransferase activity. NCBI's taxonomy places the organism in Eukaryota, Metazoa, Cnidaria, Anthozoa, Scleractinia, Pocilloporidae. Gene Ontology annotation, biological process: ceramide biosynthetic process; sphingosine biosynthetic process.